This is a messenger RNA of Tilletiopsis washingtonensis, 5645 nucleotides long. RefSeq lists its product as hypothetical. Gene Ontology annotation, molecular function: protein binding. The coding region runs from base 163 to 5445 and encodes 1760 amino acids. Lineage: Eukaryota; Fungi; Basidiomycota; Exobasidiomycetes; Entylomatales. The record is from RefSeq and is a predicted model, not a curated record. The transcript has 2 exons.
CCUCACCACCACACCUCACCGACUGCUCUUCUCCGCGGCUGCUCGCCGCCAGGCGAUGGCCCUCUGUCCGCGGUCUCUGUGCUCCCCUCUGCUCUGAGCAGGCGCCUGGGCCUGGCGGCAGCGUCGUCGCAUCCGACGCUCGUCGCGCCGGUGCCAGCCGCCAUGGCCGAGGCCGCGGCAGCCCCAGCGGCCGCGCCCGCGAGCGACAUCUCGCCCACCGCCGGCGCCGGGCCAUCUGAGGCUGUCGAUGUGCCUGCGGCCGAAGCUGCUGUGCCGGUCACUGAGGCCGCGAGCGAUGCUGCCGAGCCCUCGCUCGGCCCGCCAAAGAUGUCGCUCUCGCUCCUCGAUGCACCCUCGCCAUCACGGCCCAAGGCCCCCCUCGAGAGCGCUGCAUCAUCACAAGAUGUCCUUGCGCCAUCAGGAGCUGCGAUCGAAUCAGCUCCUGCUCCCGUGGGCGCAGAAGAGUCGCGCGACGAGAUCACGCCUCUGCGGCAAGACGCGAGUGCCGCAAAGGACGCGCCGGUCCUUUUCCACGACCCACCCUCGUCGCGCCGUCGCUCCGUGCCACCGUCGCCGGUAGGCGCCGCCAAGGCGCAGCCCAGCAGCACGCUUUCCACUGCGCCGAGCAGCAGCAAUCGCGCCGACGAUGCCACCGCACAGCAGCCGCCGGCCAGCAGCGAGCACGAGGACGAGGCAGCAGUGGACGACGACGACGAAGACGAUGCGACCGUUGACGAGGAGGGCGGCGUCAUUCGCUGCAUCUGCGGCUACGACACCGACGACGGCUUCACCAUUCAGUGCGAGCGCUGUCUCGUCUGGCAGCACUGCGCGUGCUUUGGCAUGUCGCAGUCGUCGGUGCCGGAUGAGUAUCUCUGCGAGACGUGCGACCCGCGCCCGGUCAACAUGCACUUCGCCCAGCAGCAUCAGCAGAAGCGACGCGAGGCCGAGACGCGCAAAGCCGUCGAGACGGCGCGGCGCAUGAGCACGAGUGCUGCGUGGGCCGCCGCUCACGCCGCCGGCCUGCCGUCUCCCCGAGGCGAGGCCACCGCUGGCUCACCGCAGACGCAGCAGCAGGCUCAGCCACAGCAGCCUGCCAGCUCGCCGCCGGCACCCGCGCAACAGUCGCCGCACGAGCAGCCGGGCCAGCGCCAGCCGCCAUCGCGAGGCCGCAAGCCCAGCGUCAGCAUAGACCUUAGUUCUGCCGGCUUCGUGCCGCCUGAGAGCGCCCAGGUCGGUGGCAAGGGCAAGAAGAAAGGCACGGCGAAGAGCGGGCGCAAGACGCCGGGCGCGGAUACACCCGCAGCAGGCACGCCGCGCGCAGGCACCUCCUUUGCCGGGCCGCUGACGCCGCUCACCGCAUCGCGCGCUGCGAGCAAUGGCAACGGAGGUGCGGCGACUCUGGCGACGUCCGCCGCAAGCAUCGCCGCCGCCGAAGCCGACGAGCGUGCGCUGGAGCGCCUGGAGGCUUGGCAUGCCGAGUUCACGCCAACGGAGCGCAGCAUCGUCGCAGAGCCUCGCUGUCUGGCCACGCUCGAGGCCGCCAUGGCCGAGUACGGUAGCGCGCGGCGCCAGGCGCUGCGCACCGCUGGACCCGAGCGCUUCGGCGACAGGGAUUGCUGGAUCGUGCAGCCGGCAUCGGGCUCAGCGCCGCCCGGCGACGAGGACAUUGCUCUGGACUCGGUCGAUCCGCUCACGCCUGUUGGCGGCGAGUGCGUCCCGAUCGAGCUGUCGGGUCCCAGUCUCGAUGCGCUGGCGUCGCCCACGUACGUCAAGCACAUCUCGGAGGGUGCCGCCGGCGCCAUCUUUGGCAACGUCAUGUCGAUCGCGCCGCUGCCCUCGGAGCCGUCUCGGCCCUGGUGCGCCUCGCGCACCUUCUCGCGGCCGGUCAUGCACGGCCUCUUUGCCGAUGCGCCGAUUCCGAAGGGCGCCUUCAUCACCGAGUACCGCGGCGAGCUGCUCUCGGCGGACAAGUACCGCGCCGACCCUGUCAACCAGUACCAUGCGAUCGGCACGCCCAAGCCGCAUGUCCACCUCUUUCCGCCGCCGCUGGCUCUGGCGAUCGAUGCGCGGCGCUUCGGCACCGAGGCGCGCUUUGCGCGCUCGUCCUGCCACCCGAACGCUGUCCUGCGCCCGAUUCUCUUUGCGCGCGACGCGCUUGAGGGUGCCGACUCGCCUGCCGAGGCCGAGCCGGAGCUGCUCUUUGGCAUCUUCAGCCUCGUGGACAUUCAGCGCACGCACGAGAUCACGCUCGGCUGGGAGUGGGACGACGAGCACAUUGUGCACCUGCUGCCUGCGCUGGUCAAGAAUCCAGCCCUCGGCGUGCCCUCUGCGUCGACCGACGGCGAGGGCGCGAGCAGCGCGGCAUUAGCUGCAGCUGCGAUCGCUGCCAAGGUCGCCUCGGGCGCGCGCACCACGGAGCGCGAGAGGCGCAAUGCGGCCAUUGCCGCACUGGCAGAGCGCGGCGACUUUCCCUACGUCAACACGCGCUUCAGCGCCAGCAUGAAUGCUGUGCUUGCCGUGCUGCUCGGCGCGGCACUCUGCGCGUGCAUCGGCAGUGCAGCGGCGCCCGCGGGCCAGGGUGGCCAUGCGAGCGCAAACAACGCCCGGCGACAGGACUGCGCCAUCGCACAGAUGCUGCGCCUGGCGCAGGGCAUGAGCAUGCAGAACGUCGCCAUGCCCGGCAGCAAGUCGCACCGCAAGAUCCGCCCGCCAGACUUUGAGCCACUGGUGGGCGUGCGGCGCUGGUGGCGCACGACGAGCAUGCCGCCGACACCCGCGGACAGCGCCGAUGCGCCAGACGAGGAGGAGAAGGUCGACCUGACGCUGCGCGGUCUCGAUGUGCCAUACCAGACGACAGCAGAUGGGCGUGUGGGGCUGGUGCAAGAGGCGGACUACCUGCGCGCCAUCAAAGACGCCGAGAGACGAGCACUCGCCGAGCGGCGCGCCGCUGCGGGCGACGCGGACAUGGACGAGGUCAAGGCAGAGGCUGUGUCGUCCGACGAGGACAUGAGCGACGCGCCCUCUGCCGCCUCGUCGCUGACAGAGCCGCUGUCCGGUCUGACUGACCUCGAGGACGAGGAGGAUGAGGACGACGAAUUGCGAGACCUCAUCCGUCGCGAGCAGCUCGAAGAGGACGGCAGCUCCAGCUUGCUGCCGCUCAAGAAGCGAGUGUCUGGCACGCGUCUCAAGGCGACGUACUCCAACGGCGAGGAGUCCGAUGCCGAGGGCGAUGGCGUCGCGGGCUCGCGGCGCAUGUCAAAGUCGCGCAGCACACCGCUGCCUCGCGGACAGCAGUCGAAGAAGCGCAGCCGCGUGUCGUCCAAGGCCAGUCCCAAGCCUCCGAAGGCGCGCCGCAGCCGGCCACGCGUGGAAGACAGCGACGAGGACGACGGCGCUGCGCCAAAGUCAUCUUCACGCUCGGCAAAGAAGCGCCGCCGGGCCGGCAAGUCUAUCGAGCCCAGCUCUCCUCUGACUUCGGCGCCGGACGACGGCGAAGGCUCAUCUCUCUCGGAUGCCAGCCUGAGCCCUGCGCCUACGCUCCGCAAGAACUCGACCGUGUCGACUGCGGCGUUCUCCGACAUCCUCUCGGACCCGGACAGCAGCGGCGACGAUCAGCGUGUGGCCUCUUCCAAGGGCUCGCGGCGACGCAGCUCGGCGAAAGAGGACGAUGCUGAUGUCUCGCGCACGUCUGACCUGUCGGAGGCUGCCCUCCGCGCACGCAACGCCAACAACCUGGCCGCGGCGAAGCUGGCCAAGGCGCGCAAGCAGCAGCAGCGCAUGUCGCUCGCUGACCUGGCCGAGAGCGAGUCGUCCGGCGAGGAGCGGCAGCGUCCCUCGCACAAGCAAAGCAUAACGAAGCGCGCCCGGUCUUCCGACCCUGCGCGCGUCGCCAAGGUCAAGAAGCCACGCCUGGUUAUCUCGAGCGAGGAUAGCGACGGUUCGGAGGACGAUGACUCGCGCGGCACGCGAGACCGCACACCGACGCAGCAAGCUGACCUCGCUGCCCGCGCCGAGGUGACGUCCUCGCCGUCGCAGCCGCAGCCGUUCGAGCCCGCCCCGGCCGCUGCGCCCGAGCCUGCUCCUGCUCCCGAACCUGCGCGAGCCAAACUUACGCUUGCGGAGUACAAGAAGCGUCUGGCAGAGCGUCGCACGACGGAGGCCAAUGCUUCCGCAGUGCAGACGCCGUCCGAGCCCAGCGUCACGCCAGUCGAGGCAGCGCCGGCACCAGCACCGCUGGCCCCGCGCCCGCCGCGCUCCGCGACCCCGCCGGGCGUCGCCAGCUACUUCCCGCCUGCACCGCUGCGGCCGAAGUCGCCUCCGCCGCCUCGCACGCCCAUCACGGCCGCCAGUCCGUUUGGCGCGCGGCCGCCUCUGCCGCCAUACAUGACAAGCCCCACCGCUCUGGCAGGUCCGCGCGCCCCUGCAUACGGUGCCGCGACGCCAUUUCAGGCCGCGAUGCCGCAGGCAGCGAUGUCUCAGAGCGCCACUGGUCCUGUCGCACCGCCGGCAUGGGCUGCGCCUCCGCCUCCCAGCAACGUGCCGACGUCCGUACCCGCACCGCGGCCGCCAAGCAACUUCCGACAGGCGUUCCGUGCAGCUCUGGGCUCAGCCGAGGCACCCCCGGCGGGCGCUCCUGGCCCCGGCUUCGAGCGUCCCUUUCCCGCGGCGCCUCCACCCGGGACGCCUGGCUUCAACCCGCCUCGCGGGCCCAAGGCACUUAUCAAUGCUGCCGGCCCAGGGCCGCGCAUGCCCUCAGCCGCCAUGGGCCAGCCGACCUUUGCGCGGCCCGGCGAUGCACCUGCGAGCCAUCCCGGCGCGCGCCGGCACUCCAACUCCUUCUCCAACGCCAGCGCGAGCAGCAUGAGCCCGCCGCACGCGAUGGGCGGCCGCAUGUCGGUCGACGUGUCGAUGGGCGGCGCGCCGAACCAGACGCCCAGCCCCAGCCCGACGCUGCGAGCCAGCUCGGGCGACUUUGGCGGGCCCAACGGGCCGCGCGGCUCGCUCGACGACGGCAUGCCGGCGCCCGACUUUGGCGCGCCGGCGCUGCCGCCCAGCCCGCGAGCGCCCGUGCCGCAGCGCCCAGUUGCUCCAGGUGCGAUGCCUGGCGGCGGCCUGGAGCCUGCUGGCGGCUUUGUGCCUGGCUUCGCGCCCGAUGCGGCGCCUGGCGAGGGUCCGCCGCGGCCAGGCCCUCCCGGCGCCGGUGCGCCAGGCAUGGGUGCGUGGCGCGGCCGCGGCCGAGGCUGGUUUGGCGGUCCCGGCGGGCCGCCUGCGGCACGAGGCGGUCCUCCCGGCGUGCCUCGUGGCGGCGGCCCACCGCACGCUGCGCCGGGCAUGGGUGCGCCGGCGUGGCCUGCCGCACCGCGAGGAGGCGGCUCGGGCUGGGGCGCCCGUGCCCGCGGCGCCGGCUGGCGUGGACGCGGCGGCGGCGGCCGCGGCAGCUGGUGAUGGCACCGACGCUCGUCGCUGUGUGCGCCGUCUGUUCCCUUUCUCUAUACCUCUGGGCAUCCAUCUCCCUCCUGUCACCUCCCGAUGCGCGAUGCAAGGCGGCCUCGCGACUUCUGUGCUUGUACGUGACCCACGCGCGCCCCUCCGCGGCGCCCUCCUGUACUUUAGCUUGGCUUGCACUCGUAACGACGAUACUCUGC